Aureobasidium pullulans EXF-150 is the source of this 1455-nucleotide messenger RNA. RefSeq lists its product as uncharacterized. NCBI's taxonomy places the organism in Eukaryota, Fungi, Ascomycota, Dothideomycetes, Dothideales, Saccotheciaceae. The record is from RefSeq and is a predicted model, not a curated record. The coding region runs from base 199 to 1431 and encodes 410 amino acids. The transcript is spliced from 5 exons.
CUAACUUUCCUCGCAACAUCCCUGAUACCUUGAACCCUAAGAACUUUUGCGGAUCUUUCUCUUGGUCCAAAUGAAGAGCAAGGCUCUUCCCAACUGAAUGGUUGCGUGUCUGAUCUCUGCAAACCAUUAUAACGACAUCGACUUGCAUUUCUUUCGGCGAAAUGUCACCUCUUCUGAGCCCAUACAUUGUUCAACUAGAUGGCGCUACUUAGGCAUCCCGCGUACUUGGUACCUCCUGGAAACUCGCCUCCCUUUGCUGCGGUGACAGAACAUGAUCAUGCAGCAUGGGUCAUCAUUGCGACUGCAUUAGGUCUUUCUUGGAGCCUCACGUUCGGAGUGAUGAGGCUCAUAGUCCGAGCCACUACUAGACAACGGCACGGUUAUGAUGACUAUGCUCUUGCAAUAUCAACAUUCCUGGCUGUCAUUCAAUCCGCGAUCGUACUCGGUGCUUGCGCGAAUGGCCUUGGCAAAUCAAUCCAUCUUUUAACGCCUGAUCAGAUUGAGAAGGUGCAACAGAUGACAUACACGGGAAUGCUCUUUUGGAUUCUGUCCAUCGGCGCGUCGAAGCUAUCUGUUGCACUCUUUCUGCUCCGCCUGACUCCAGUCUGUACCCACAGAAGAGUCUAUCAAACCUUCAUUGCAAUCCUCGUGGUCUGGAUUAUCGUGUAUAUUUUCGCUUUCGCUUUACAGUGCGAUCUAUCUGAGCCUUGGAUCACUAUCGGCGCAAGUUGUCCUGGAGUGUACGAACGAUGGCAGACAUUUUGUGCCUUGGACAUCUUGUCUGAGAUCGCACUGGUCUGUAUGACUGUCUAUCUAGUCUGGGAUCUCAAGAGCUCGACAUCCGCCAAAGUAAAGAUCAUCUUUGCCUUUAGUUUCCGUCUUCCUCAAAUCAUUGCCAUCGCCUACAGACUCAAGACAUUCCCCUUGGAUGGAUUACUGACGGAUCCCACCCUCACGGAAAGUGAACUCGUUGUGUGGACACAGACAGAACUCAACUACUCCCUCAUGUCAGCCACAAUCCCCUGUCUCCGAACCUUCGUCAGCAGUCUCUCCACCAACUACGGCUCCAUCCGCGACCCAAAAGCCGCCCACACAUUCACCUUCUCCGACACCGUCACUAGCCGCACCCACUCCGACGCCGCCAUGGCCAGCCAAAGCUUUCAAAUGAACACCUUGAAAUCUGUCGAGCAGGCUCACACUUCCACACAUGUACCUGCCACGCUGCAAGAAGAGGAUGGGUAUAGUUAUGGUAUCAGAGGGCCUACGCCUGGAGGCGCUGAGAGCGUGAAGGCGAGAGAUGUGGUUAGAUUGCCUAGUAUGCAGAAGGAUAAUGAGAGUACGGAUAGGACUAGCAUGGGGAGUAAUGAUAGUCAGAGGAUGAUCAUUAAGAAAGAGGUCACGUGGACUUUUGAGAGGAAUAAGGAGUGGUAGAUAUGUUGUUAAGGAGUGUAUUGG